CUUUAAACCCUCGUCGGAACACUCUCGGAAUUUUUAUCUCUCAUCGGAGCUCUCCUCCUCAGUGGGUAGAGAGAGAAAACGCCACGAUUUCUAGAGAGAGAAAGGAAAGCGAAGUUCGGAAAACAGAGAUUAGACUAUCUCUCUCGUGCUUUCUAGGGUUAGGUUUUUUCCUUUUUCGUGUCGAAGUUCAAAGAGAAAAAGAAGCUCCGAGCUAAAAAUUAGACGUUAAAGGUCGCGAUUCUUUGCUUUAUUACUGAUAUUUAAAUUGGAAUUAUCUUUUUCUCGGAUGAAUUUUCUCGGGAAAAUUUAGCGUCGACUGUAAGUUGCUUUUUGCCCAUUUAUCUGGUUUUUCUAUGCUGUAAAAUUCCUUUUAUAAACCGACGAGUCUUCCACCUCAAGCAAAGUUGUUCUUACAAGUUUGAAUUUUAGAUAAAUUUUGGUUGGAAAAACAAAAAAUUGACUGCUUUUUUCUUGGUAGCAAUUUCCCCUUGUUUUUUCUUUCCUUUUUGUGAUAUAAAUUCGUGGAGUUCUGGUAGUAGUGGGAGUAGAAUCUGCUCUGAAUGUUUAGUUUGGAUAAGAAAGUUUCAAUCUUUGGAGAAAUUGGGUUUUUUUGUGAUGUUGGUUUUGUGGAAAUUGGAGAAAAUGUUGAGUUAAACUUGAUGAAGGGUCGGAAAAUUGAUUUGGGAUGAUGUGGAUUUUGUGAUUAAGGUGGAAAAGAUGGUUGGAAUGGGGAAUUCUGGAAUUGUCUGAGGGUUGCAGCAUGAGUUGCAGCGUGAGGAGCGGCGGAAGAGAAGAAAGGGAGCGCGAGCAAGCGGUUUUGAGGAAGUCUGUGGAUGUCGAGCCCAACUCGGGCUCGCAGAAUGGUUUGAUUGCUGCCCAGCAGCUGACAAUUGACGAGAAUUUGCUGGUGGACCCGAAAUUGUUGUUUAUCGGGGCGAAAAUUGGUGAGGGAGCACAUGGCAAGGUUUAUGAAGGAAGAUACGGUGAUCGAAUUGUUGCUGUCAAAGUCCUCCAUCGUGGGAGCACUACCGAAGAAAGAGCUGCGCUUGAGAGUCGUUUUGCCCGUGAAGUUAAUAUGAUGUCCCGAGUAAAACACGAAAAUCUUGUUAAGUUUAUUGGAGCUUGUAAGGAGCCGCUUAUGGUGAUAGUUACUGAGCUAUUACCUGGGAUGUCACUUAGGAAGUACCUGAUGAGUAUUCGUCCAAAUCCAUUAGAACUCCACGUAGCCAUUAAAUUUUCUCUGGACAUCGCUCACGCUAUGGAAUGUUUACAUGCCAAUGGGAUCAUACAUAGAGAUCUAAAGCCGGACAAUUUGUUGCUUACGGCGAAUCAGAAACAUGUAAAGCUUGCAGAUUUUGGUCUUGCAAGAGAAGAAACGGUUACAGAGAUGAUGACAGCAGAAACUGGGACUUACCGCUGGAUGGCUCCUGAGCUAUAUAGCACGGUAACUUUACGCCAGGGAGAGAAGAAGCAUUACAAUAACAAGGUCGAUGUAUAUAGCUUUGGGAUUGUCUUAUGGGAAUUAUUGACUAACCGCAUGCCCUUUGAAGGCAUGUCCAAUUUGCAGGCCGCUUAUGCUGCUGCUUUCAAGCAAGAGAGGCCUCUACUUCCGGAGGACAUAUCGCCCGAUCUUGCAUUUAUCAUUCAGUCAUGUUGGGUUGAGGACCCUAAUCUAAGGCCUACGUUCAGCCAGAUCAUCCGCAUGCUCAAUUCGUUCCUCUUCAAACUCUCACCACCCUCACCGCCUAUACCAGACACUGACACGAAAGAAGCAGCCGCAAGUAACGGUCCCAUGACUGAAUUAUCUGCCCGGACAAGAGGGAAGUUCGCUUUCCUCAGGCAACUGUUCAAUGCCAAGAGGACCAAGAGCUCACAGUGAGCAGCCAACAUAUUUUUGGAAACCAUCUUGUUCUAACUGAAGAACAAGGCAGACACAGGAUCGUAGAUACACAAUUUUAGCGAAUUCGUGAUCAAUCACUCGAAAAACGAUGAUAUGAUGUGCAAACGACGAGAAAACACGAAAUCAAAUAGUGUUUGAUGGGUGGAAAAUUCAUCAAGAAAUUAAACAGAAAAAAAUUGAGGAUGGUUGUUGCGUAGGAGGUGACCUUAUUGUAAAGGAACAAUUUUCUCUUCUCAUCAAAUGGAAUCCCUUCUUUUAAGCUCA
Molecule: messenger RNA, 2164 nt
Organism: Malus domestica (apple)
Lineage: Eukaryota; Viridiplantae; Streptophyta; Magnoliopsida; Rosales; Rosaceae
Source: RefSeq, a predicted model, not a curated record